Messenger RNA from Myripristis murdjan (pinecone soldierfish), 1768 nucleotides. RefSeq names its product long-chain specific acyl-CoA dehydrogenase, mitochondrial-like. Gene Ontology annotation, biological process: carnitine metabolic process, CoA-linked; fatty acid beta-oxidation using acyl-CoA dehydrogenase; long-chain fatty acid catabolic process. The transcript has 11 exons. Bases 1 to 1329 code for a protein of 442 amino acids. NCBI's taxonomy places the organism in Eukaryota, Metazoa, Chordata, Actinopteri, Holocentriformes, Holocentridae. The record is from RefSeq and is a predicted model, not a curated record. Gene Ontology annotation, cellular component: mitochondrion; cytoplasm. Gene Ontology annotation, molecular function: long-chain fatty acyl-CoA dehydrogenase activity; flavin adenine dinucleotide binding.
AUGUUUGUCCAAAAAGCGCUCAAAACCAGUUUCUCAGGACUGGCAAACACCUGUAGCCGCGGACAGGGGCUCACUGCAGCAGUUUCCAGACUGCAGCACAGCCAGGCCCAGCAACAUGGGAAGCAUGCCGCCUCCACUCGUCCAGAGACUGCAAGCGCCAAGAGUCUGAUGGACAUCGGGACACGGAGGAUCUUCACUGAGGACCAUGAUCUCUUCAGACAGAACGUCCGGCGCUUCUUCCAAGAGGAGGUGAUCCCCCACCACAAUGAGUGGGAGAAGGCAGGCCAGGUGAGCAGGGAGUUGUGGGAGAAGGCCGGGGAGCAAGGCCUGCUGGGAGUAGUGAUACCAGAGGAGCAUGGUGGAAUUGGAGGAGACCUGCUGUCUGCUGCUGUCGUCUGGGAGGAGCAGAUGUAUUCGAACUGCACAGGCCCAGGUUUCACCUUGCAUUCAGAGAUUGUGAUGCCCUACAUCAGCAACUACGGUACCAAGGAACAGAUUGAUCGCUUCAUCCCCCAGAUGGUUGCUGGGAAAUGCAUUGGUGCCAUCGCCAUGACUGAACCAGGAGCAGGCAGUGAUCUCCAAGGUGUGAGGACGUACGCCAAGAAGGACGGCAGUGACUGGAUCCUCAACGGUAACAAGGUGUUCAUCUCAAAUGGUUGGAUGUCUGACUUGGUGGUGGUGGUGACUGUGACCAACCGUGAGGCAAAGACAGCAGCCCACGGCAUCAGUCUGUUCCUGGUGGAAAAUGGAAUGAAGGGCUUCCACAAAGGACGCAAGCUGGAGAAGAUCGGACUGAAGGCCCAGGACACAGCUGAACUGUUCUUUGAGGAUGUGCGUCUCCCAGCUGACGCCCUUCUGGGUGAAGUCAACAAGGGUUUCUACUAUUUGAUGAAUGAACUGCCUCAGGAGCGUCUGCUGGUUGCUGACAUGGCCAUAUCGAGCUCUGAGUUCAUGUUUGAGGAAACCAGAAACUAUGUGUUGCAGAGGAAGGCUUUCGGCAAGACAGUAGCUCACCUACAGACUGUGCAGCACAAGCUAGCAGAGCUGAAGACUGAAAUCUGUGUAGGCCGAGUUUUUGUAGAUAGCUGCCUUCAGCUCCAUGCUGAGAAACGCCUGGACUCCUCCACUGCCUCCAUGGCCAAGUUCUGGGCGUCAGACCUUCAGAACAAGGUGGCCAGUCAGUGUCUGCAGCUCCAUGGAGGGUGGGGCUACAUGUGGGAAUACCCCAUUGCCAAAGCAUUCGUGGACUCCCGUGUUCAGCCCAUCUAUGGAGGCACCAAUGAGAUCAUGAAAGAGCUGAUAGCCCGUAACAUUGUCAGCCAGAAGUGAGGGAUUUUGAUCAUUUUUUUUUUUUAUGGUGGUGGACAGGGCUGGGCAGUGUGACGAUAUUAUAUCGAUGUGGUGAGGGAUUUUGGUCAUGGUAAUACUGUGAUAUGCCAUAAGUGCCUUCUCUUCCUGGUUUCAAAGGCUGUAUUACAGUAAUGCAACAUAGUUUUCUGAACUUAAUCAUCUGCUCUAGAUGCUGUGUUUUUCAUCUCUACCUACUUGGACAUCAUAUCCACAUUACUAAUGAUUGUUUAUCAAAACUCUCAUUGUGUAAGUUUUGAUGAAGCACCAGUCGUCAUCCCUACAAUAUUGUCAAAAUAUCAAUAUUGAGAUAUUCGCUCAAACAUAUCAUGAUAUUUGAUUUUGUCCACAUCGCCCAGCCCUAGUGGAGGAGCACUGGGGAAGUUCAAUGGUUUGCACACCUGGAAGCCUGUCUGGGAAG